AUGUCAAAGGGCCAAUUAGAUCCAUUAAAUCUAGAUUGGGUAGUAAGAUCUCCUACACAAGUAGUUAAUCCUACCGAUAUAUAUUCUCCAUUGUCAAGUAAACAGCUAGAUUAUUCUCUAAGAAAUUCUCAACAGGAAGCACACCAUCACCAUCACAAUCAUCAGCAUCGCAUUCGCAGUGAAAGUAGUAGCAGUAGUGAGAUCGCCAUGUCCCCGUCACUUAGCGAAAGCGAAAUGUCUCCUUUAUCACCAUUGGGAGAUUCUUCACGAAAUUCUUCUACAGAUAGUAAGGUAUUUAGAAUCAACUCUAUACAACCAUUGAGGAACUCUCAAUCUUUUAAAAUCUCGAGAGAAUCUUCAAAAAAUCAAUCUAAUGAAAAACUGUCUAGCUCAUAUACCGAUAAAAAUGACAUAGAAAAGUCGAGGAGAUCCAAUAAUAUAAUCCAAAAUUUUCCGCCAGAUCCUCAAAAAACUAUUAGAAGAACCAAAUCUACAAGCGAAGUUUUAAAAAAUUUACAGAACCCUAGCUCUAACUCAAUUACCUCAACUAAUAAUUACGGCAGUCCUCCUUCUAAUUCAGGCCACCAUUUAUUUAGAACGAGAAAAACAUUAAAUGAUUUACAACCAAUUAGUAGGAUUAAUAAUGCAACAAAAGAAAAAUCUAAGGAAAAAGAGCCUCGUUUAUCAUCUGGUGGAUUUUUAAAAGUUUUUUUGGAGGAACUCAUUCUCCUGCAAAGAGUAAUGUAA
Messenger RNA from Henningerozyma blattae CBS 6284, 747 nucleotides. RefSeq lists its product as uncharacterized. Bases 1 to 747 code for a protein of 248 amino acids. Lineage: Eukaryota; Fungi; Ascomycota; Saccharomycetes; Saccharomycetales; Saccharomycetaceae. The record is from RefSeq and is a predicted model, not a curated record. The transcript has a single exon.